UCUCUCUCUCUCUCCUUCUUCAUCUCAGGCUAAUGGGUAUCACUGUCAGUGGAACCGUUGAGGAGUCUAAUAUCCACUGUGACCUACUCUGCUUUUAAGCCUCUUUGGUCAUUGAUCUUGUUCGAAGACUUUAAAGGACAACCAUCGAAGAACAAGAAGAGUAGGUUCGGUACUGAUCGUUUCAUUUUGAGGUUUCUAUAUUUAGCAACUUGCUUACUUCAGUUCAGACGCUUUCUCUCUCUCUCUUAAGACAUGGGAAAGGCACCUGGUAAAUGGAUCAAGACUUUGCUUCUCGGGAAGAAGUCACCAAAGUCUAAUCUUGUUGUGUCGGCGGUGAAGGAUGAUUUUUCAAACUUAUCCCUUGACCCUCCUGUGGCUUCAUCACAACCGGAUACAGCUUCAUCUGCUCAAAAUGUUGUUCCCCCAAGCAACGGUGAUGAUCUUGAGCCGAGGAGUGAUGUGGAUGAACUCAAGCUUGGACAAGCUGCAAGUAAGAUUCAGGCCGUUUACAGAGCUCGUCAGGCACGUAGAGAGAUUCGGACCCUUAAAGGUAUCAUCAGGCUGCAAGCAGUUAUCCGUGGUCACCUGGUCAGAAGACAAGCCGUUGCUACUUAUUCAUGUAUUUGGGGUAUUGUGAAGUUUCAGGCCCUUGUUCGUGGCCGCAUAGCUAGAUCAUCUUCAGACAGUGUGAUUCAGUGUCACAAACCAAAUAUGGAAGUUAAUGAUUCCGAAGCUUUGCAAGUGAGCAUGUGUAGUUGGAUGAAUGAUCCUUCAAAAUUCAUCAUUGUCAAAAAGCUUCUGGCUUCAUCACCAACCGCAUUGCCUCUGAAGAUCCAGUAUGGUCCUGAGGAACCUAACUCAGCUAACGUUUGGCUAGAACGCUGGACACGGUUGCAUGUUUGGUCUCCUCCUCCACGAGCAGCUAAGAUUCUUGUUCCACAAACUAAGACGAAGAAGCGAAAUUAUCAAGCAGUGGUUGACUCAGAAAAGGCGAGACCAAAGCAAGGUGUCAAGAAACAAUCAGUCCCAGCUAGUGGAAAGGGCUCUAACCGUUCGUCUACAACUGAAAGUGAGAAACCUAAACGAAGUACUGUGAGGAAGGCUUCCACGCUUAGUAAAGAUCCCCUGAGAACUGAGAGUGACAAGGCGAAGCACAAGCCAAGAAAGAGUAGAAGCGCCGCCUCAAAGGAGGAGGUUAAAGAAGAGAAGCCUAGGCCUAGUCUUAAAAGGUCUUCUCUUUCGAACUCGUCUUUGAAAGUCACCCGUAAAUCUGCUGAGAAGAGGAAAGAGACUGUGGAUUCUGUGCAGAUAGAGCCUGAAGUGAAGGUUUCAGAUAAUGUUGAGUCUGCUGAAAAGGAGAAAGAUGCGGCAGAUUGUGUGCAGAUAGAGCCUGAAGUGAAGGCUUUGGAUGUUCUUGAAGGAGGAGGAGACGAUGUUGAGUCUGCUGAAAAGGAGAAAGAUGCUGCAGGUUCUGUGCAGAUAGAGCCCGAAGUGAAGGUUUUGGAUGUUCUUGAAGGAGGAGGAGACGCUGUUGAAUCAGCUGAAAAGGAGAAAGAUACUGCAGAGUCUGUGCAGAUAGAGCCUGAAGUGAGGGUUUCAGGUGUUCUUGAAGGAGGAGACGCUGUUGAAUCAGCCGAAAAGGAGAAAAAUUCUGCAGAUUCUGUUCAGAUGGAGACUGAAGUGAAGGUCUCAGAUGAUCUUCAAGGAGGAGAGAAGGAGAAAGAUACCACAGAUGUAGUUGCUAAGGAGCUUGAUGUCGAAGAAAAAGAGAAAUCACCAGAGGAAGAUGAACUCAGAACUUCAGAGACCAAUGAUAAAGGUGAAGAAGACCUCAAAUGCUCAGAUGUGAAGGUAAGCUCUGAGAAUGGUAAUAUUUCUUCUGAUAACUCAAAGCCAAGUGAAAGACGAGUGUCACCGCACUAUCAAGAUGAAGGGCGUACACAUAGCGGGAGGAAAAUCCCCAGCUACAUGGCCCCAACUGCAUCUACAUUGCGGCGCCAUUCUCUGCCUUCUCCAGCCAAUGGUAAGCCGGGUGUUACUACUACUAUGUCUCCAAGGGCUCACAAGCUUCUCCUAGCCUCGGCCAAAGGAUCUAUGAACGGCGACAAAUCUGCUUCUUCUUCGAAGAACAAAAGUGAUAAGUCAAACAAAACCGAGUGGAAACGGUGAAGGUUCAGGCAAAGAGAUUUCAUCUCGUUGUCAUAUACAAUCAAGCUUAAUUAUUUAGUGUGAUCUUUCUCUUUCUCUGCGUUUGGUUUGGUAAGCUUAGAGAGUGUUUAGUCAGAGUUCAUGUUCGUUUGCUUCAGUUUACUCUGAUUACAUGUUUGAAUGACACUUAAAAGGUUUGAGUAAAUAGUUCUUCUCUGUA
This is a messenger RNA of Brassica oleracea var. oleracea, 2368 nucleotides long. RefSeq names its product protein IQ-DOMAIN 31. The transcript has 6 exons. The record is from RefSeq and is a predicted model, not a curated record. The coding region runs from base 253 to 2169 and encodes 638 amino acids. Gene Ontology annotation, molecular function: protein binding. Lineage: Eukaryota; Viridiplantae; Streptophyta; Magnoliopsida; Brassicales; Brassicaceae.